Messenger RNA from Dovyalis caffra, 231 nucleotides. The record is from the annotation of a GenBank genome assembly. Lineage: Eukaryota; Viridiplantae; Streptophyta; Magnoliopsida; Malpighiales; Salicaceae.
AUGGCCCAGGCGGACUCGAAAUAUAUUGAGGUCCAACGUGAAAAUGAAGUGCUCAAAUCUAAUAUGAAUUUGCUGAUUAAACAAAUGAAGAAUCCAAACGGCUCAAUUAUAAUCCAGCUUCAGGCAAGAAUCGCAGAACUAGAACGUGAAGCUCGCGCACGCCAACUAGUAAUUGAAGCCCUAUGCGCAAAGAUGAAAAGGGGCACGGAUGAUGAACGAGAAUACGAAUGA